Molecule: messenger RNA, 738 nt
Organism: Striga asiatica
Lineage: Eukaryota; Viridiplantae; Streptophyta; Magnoliopsida; Lamiales; Orobanchaceae
Source: the annotation of a GenBank genome assembly
AUGUGGUUAGAGACAGUGAGGUGGGCAUUGAUCAAAGCUAAACAAGCAGGAUGGAAGGAAGUGUGUUGCUGCUUGCCAAAUAAAGAGCUGGUGGAAUCUCUGAACAUGAAAACUAAGGCUGCUCCUAGUGAAAAUGUGGUUAUGGCAGAUAUAGUUGCUUUACUCUCCACCCGCCGCAAGAGCAGCCCAUUGCGAGCAAGCCGCCAACGGCGUUUUCCCCUGCAGCCGGCAAGUCCUUUGACCCUUGCGAUCUGCCUAUCGCAAUAUUCACCAGCGAUUCACCAUGGCAGCGCAUCGGUGGUUUGUUCAUCGCCACUCAAGAAAGUCGACUGUCGGCGACUCCAAACAGCAGGCCCGCCAACGUUCACACAAUCGCGACGUGAGCGGAUUUUCGAGAACCUGACUUCAGGCGACUGGGAGAGAAAUUGUCCGACGACAGCGAAAUCUGAUGGGCCCGGCUAUGAGGAGGCGAACCACGUCGUCCAGCCCUUCACGGCGAUUCGCCAUCCCGCGAUUGGGACCAGACCCGACGACGAGAAUCCCGGCGUUCGAGCUCUACCUCUACGACGAGCCGCGACCCUCAACUUUGGGGCUCUAUUUGAUACUUUCAGAUUCUCAUGCCCACGAGCUCCGACUGUUGAAGAACUCCAGUUUCCGACAGCGGCAGAUCCGAACCCGACCCUCGAGCGGCUGAGACGAGCCGUCGAUGACCAGAAAUGGAACCCUUUUCAGACCUGA